Trichoderma harzianum CBS 226.95 is the source of this 2587-nucleotide messenger RNA. RefSeq lists its product as hypothetical. Lineage: Eukaryota; Fungi; Ascomycota; Sordariomycetes; Hypocreales; Hypocreaceae. The record is from RefSeq and is a predicted model, not a curated record. Gene Ontology annotation, molecular function: 4 iron, 4 sulfur cluster binding; 3-isopropylmalate dehydratase activity. Gene Ontology annotation, cellular component: 3-isopropylmalate dehydratase complex. Gene Ontology annotation, biological process: L-leucine biosynthetic process. The transcript has 2 exons. Bases 224 to 2515 code for a protein of 763 amino acids.
GUCCAGCCUAAUGAACGCCUCCGUUAGGUCUGGUUCCUGUGUUAGCUCCCCGGGCUCAAUUAUUUGGAGCAGUGUCGUCUAUGACUUUGAGAUGAGCAUUGCCAAGCUAUAAAUAUCGUCACGAACAAAAUUGGAGAUCUGAGUUUGUGCUGGUCGCUCCCUAUCAGCACUUUCGCCUCUCGAAUUCGCAAGAAAGGUCAUCUACGGCCGCCAUACCUCGACAAUGGGCCUCACUCUCUACGACAAGAUCUACAAUGCUCACCUGGUGGAUCCAACAAACACCACCGCACCCCUCCAGUACAUAGACGCGCAUCUCAUCUUCGAGGUGCCAACGCCUCAAGCUUUUGACGGUCUCAGAAGGAACAAGCGUUCCGUUCGUCGGCCUGACCUUACCUUGGCUACCGUUGACCAUAAUGUGCCAACCGACGACCGUUCGGGCUACCGCGAUGCCUCGUCCUUUCUGACUGAACCAGCGGCGAGGAAGCAGGUAACUCUAUUGGAGAAGAACGUAGCCGAGCACGGGAUCAAGUACUUUGGCAUGUCAGACCGCCGCCAGGGUAUCGUCCACGUCGUCGGGCCUGAGCAGGGACUCACGUUACCGGGUUCAGUCAUCUUCUGUGGCGACUCCCACACGCCCACGCACGGAGCGGUAGGCGCAUUAGCCAUCAGCGGCAGCGUAACCGAGAUUGAACAUGUCUUGGCCACGCAGACGGUACUACAGCACAAAUUCAAGAACUUCCGUGUGCGUGUCGAAGGGGACCUAGGCCCUGGUGUGUACUCUAAAGAUAUCAUCUUGCAUCUUUUGAGCAAGAUUGGCACCGCAGGCGCUACGGGAUACAUUAUCGAAUUUUGUGGAUCAACUAUUCGCAACCUCUCUAUGGAGGCGCGUAUGGUUCUCUGCAAUAUGAGCAUCGAAGGAGGUGCCCGUACAGCGCUUGUCGCGCCUGAUGAGGUCACCGUUGAAUAUCUUCAGGGUCGACCUCUGGUGCCUUCGGGCGAGGACUGGGACAAGGCAUUAACAUAUUGGAGGACGCUGCAAAGCGACGAGGAUGCCCACUGGGACUAUACAGUUGACAUCAACGCCGUCGAUAUUGUGCCCUCCAUUACCUGGGGCACUUCGCCGGACGAUGUCAUCCCCAUUACAGGAACGAUACCCGAUCCUGCAGACCUAGACGGCAAGGACGACAUCAGAGCAGCAGCUAUACGGCGUUCACUCAAAUAUAUGGGCCUUCAGGCUAACAUGCGCGCUACUGACAUCCAGAUUGACCGUGUCUUUAUCGGAUCUUGCACUAAUUCGCGUAUUGAGGAUAUUCGCGCAGCCGCAAGAGUUGCCUCUGGCCGUACGGUUGCCCCUAGGGUAUAUGCUAUGGUCGUGCCAGGAUCUGGUCUAGUCCGGAAACAAGCCGAAAGGGAAGGCCUGGAUACGAUUCUAAAGAAGGCUGGCUUCGAUUGGCGCGAACCUGGCUGCUCAAUGUGUCUUGCCAUGAAUCCUGAUAAGCUGGCCCCCGGUGAGCGAUGUGCCUCCACCACGAAUCGCAACUUUGAGGGACGUCAGGGAAUCGGAGGACGAACUCAUCUGUUAUCGCCGGCCAUGGCCGCUGCUGCGGCUAUCACGGGUCACAUGACGGAUGUAAGAGAGCUCGUGGCCACUGGGAAUGGUUCCCUCAGUAAUACGCAGCUCACACUCGGAGGCGAUAAGGUUAUGAGUGCCGGUGCUGUUACCGUUCAAACUGAAGCAACCUCCACCAACACCUUAUCCCAGCCGGUUGUGGACGAAGCGUUUCCCAAUCGCCCCGCAGAGGAGAGCAAGAUUAGUGUUGAUGGUAUUCCCAAAUUCGACAUAUUGUCAUCUGUGGCAGCGCCAUUUGACAUGCAAAACAUCAAUACAGACCUCAUCAUCCCAGGCGAGUUUCUCAAGACAGUGACGCGGACAGGUCUUGGGCCCAGUCUCUUCCGCGAGCUACGCUACGACCCUAUAACCAUACAAGAGAUUCCUGAAUGUGUCCUCAACCAGGAACCUUGGCGGCACGCGCAAAUUCUUGUCUGCACUGGGGCAAAUUUUGGCUGUGGAUCUUCUCGAGAACAUGCCGUGUGGGCAUUGACGGAUUUUGGCUUCCGCUGUGUCAUUGCACCGUCUUUUGCAUCCAUAUUCUUUAACAAUGCGGGCAAGAAUGGUUUGUUAGCCAUUGCCAUUGACGAUGCGAAGGCACUGGGGCUUGUACAUGCUGAGGCCAUGGCCAAGCGCAACGUCGUGGUUGAUCUGCCAAACCAAGAGAUUCGUGACUCCAGCGGGAAACGCAUUGUCAGGUUCAACGUCGACCCUUACACCAAGCACUGCUUGCUCAAUGGCUUGGACGAUAUUAGCUCAACUCUCGUGAGCGAAGAUAAGAUCUACGCAUUCGAAACGAAGCAGAAAGCUACCUUUCCGUGGUUAUUUAAUCGUAUCAGAAAACUACAGCCUCCGAAAAGGCUUGGUCUUGAUUUACCAGGUGCCAAGGAUCUGUUGGAGUGGUAGUAAGAAGAAAUGUCUCUUCAUAAUGCAUGCUACGUUACUGUAGGUGAAUAUAUGAGUCAAGUAUGAAAUCAC